Labrus bergylta (ballan wrasse) is the source of this 5133-nucleotide messenger RNA. NCBI's taxonomy places the organism in Eukaryota, Metazoa, Chordata, Actinopteri, Labriformes, Labridae. The record is from RefSeq and is a predicted model, not a curated record.
UAGGGUCAAAGUCUGUACGAAACCAACGGAGGACUCCAGUUAGUGUCCAGUUAGUGUAACUUCAAGCGAUUUCACUCCAACUUAAGGAUUAACUCCAAUUUAAGGAUUGACUAUUUUAUUUUAUUUCAAGCCAGUAUGACGCCACUGCAGAAAGGCUGCCUUUUUAUUCUCCUCGCGUCCUUUAUAACGCUUGUUUUUGUGAGCGUAGAAGGACAUGGGUUCAACAGACAGAAGAGAGAGUGGAUCAUCGCUCCCAGAAAGCUGAAGGAGAACCAUGAUUACACUGGACUUGAGAGCAUUGCCAGAAUCCGCUCUGAUAAGGAGAACUUUACAGAAAUAAGGUAUUAUCUCACUGGACCUGGUGUUGACCAGCCCCCUGAAGGUGUCUUUCAGGUUGACCAUAAGACUGGUUAUGUAAAAAUCUUUUCCAUCCUGGACCGAGAACAGAUCCCUUUCUAUUACUUAAAAGGCGUGGCAAAAUAUAUGGACGGGACUCUAGCUGAAAAGGAUAUUGACCUCAAAAUUACGGUUGUGGAUGAGAAUGACUGCCCACCAAUAAUUGCAGCACAGCAAGUUGGAUCUGUUAAGGAAUCAAGUGCAGCAGGUACUGUUGUGAUGAAAGUGAUAGUUACUGAUGCUGAUGAAGAGAACUCAAUAAACUCUAGGAUCAGCUACAGUAUCGUGGGGCAGAGUAACACGGCCGGGAUGUUCUUCAUGAACUCUCAGACUGGAGAGGUCAUGGUUCGACAGAACACUCUCGACAGGGAGGUGAAACAAGAUUCAUAUAGGUUGACCAUAAGUGCCUCAGACCUGAAUGGCCUACCAGGAGGAAACACAGGAACAGGAGAAAUCGAGAUCAGAAUUCUAGACAUAAACGACAACCUCCCGACCCUGGAAAAAGAAUCGUAUGAAGGAAGUGUGGAGGAGAACACAAUCAAUGUUGAAGUGAUGAGGAUCAAAGCCCUGGACAUGGAUCUGAUUUACUCUGAAAACUGGCUGGCUGUCUUUGAAAUCAUCUCAGGGAAUGAAGGCGGCUACUUCAGCAUCUCUACUGAUUCUAAGACCAAUGAGGGAAUUAUCAUGAUCAACAAGGCUUUGGACUACGAGGAAAUAAAGACACUCAACUUGAGGGUGGCGGUUUCCAACAAAGCAGCAUAUAAUUUUGGCAGCAGCUCCGUAUCAGGAGGGUCAACAACCUCUAAAAACUACCCUAUUAAAAUAAAUGUGGUCAAUCAGAAGGAAGGCCCCCGUUUCCAACCGAGUGUCAAAGUGGUGACAAUUUCAGAGGACCGCACAUCUGUGUCCCUCAACCAAGUCAUCACCACAUAUGCUGCUAUUGACAGCGACACACUACUAACAGCCACCAACGUAAGAUAUGCCAAGAUCCGCGAUGAUGACAACUGGUUGAUUAUUGAUUCAAAGACCGCUGAUAUCAGGCUGAACAAACUGCCAGACAGAGAGUCAAAGUUCUUGAUCAAUGGAACAUAUUAUGCAAAAAUUAUAUGCAUCACUACAGACAGCACCUCAAAGACGGCCACUGGGACAAUAGCCAUCCAGGUGGAGGAUUUUAAUGAUCACUGUCCCAAACUGACCACUACAACUCACACCAUGUGCCUCGAGGAUAAUGUCAUCUACGUCUCAGCCGUAGAUGAAGAUGAGUUCCCCAAUUCAGCACCGUUUGAUUUUACUGUGAUUCAUGAGAGCAGCAAGGGGAAAUGGAAUGUUGAGCCUCUUAAUGAAACUGCAGCCAUUCUACGAGACAAAGCCAACUUGUGGCCAGGAACUUACAAAGUUGCAGUGGAGGUCAAGGACAAUCAGGGAAAGUCAUGCGCUGAUGUUCAAGUCAUGGACGUCAUUGUGUGUACUUGCGCUGAAAACAUUAAAUUGUGCGCAGCAAGCCAAACAAAGACUUCUGGUUUUGGAGCAUCAGGUGUACUGCUUCUGCUUCUUGGACUGCUGCUCCUACUGUUGGUGCCCCUUUUGCUGCUGUUCUGCCUGUGUGGAGGAGCAGCAGCUGCAGGAGAUUUCAAGGCGAUUCCAUUUGAUACAAAGCAACAGCUGAUCUCAUAUCACACUGAGGGACAGGGAGAAGACAAGGAAGUUCCUUUUCUCACUGCCCCCGUUGAGGUUGAUGGUGGCACAAUAAAUGUCAAGAACAUCAAAACUUUAGAGGGAAAGGGGUACCUGGCAGGACUAGCUGAACUGGGAGGCGCAGCAGGUGGAGGAGCAGCCUUAGGUGGAGGUGCAGCCUUAGGUGGAGGUGCCGCCUUAGGUGGCUCCAUCCUGACAACUGAGAACAUGCAUACGUACAACCGAUACAACCAGUCCAGUGGGCAAAUAGAGAUGGACUUUAUGGGUGGUGGGAUGAUGACUGGACAAGAACAUCUUUACUCCAGAUACAGUGCCUAUGAUGGGAUGGCUCUUUCUGAAGGGUUUCUCGGGGAGUAUUAUGCUAGUAAAUCAAACCAUGCUGCAAACCAGUCCCAUGAGAAGGAUGCUCUGAUGAUCUAUGACUACGAGGGUCGGGAGUCCCUGGCAGGUUCUGUAGGUUGCUGCAGCCUACUCGAAAAUGACAAUGACCUUGCUUUCCUUGAUGAUCUUGGGCCUAAAUUUAAAACCCUGGCUGAAAUUUGCAAGCGUUCAACGUUGGUGACAGAGUCUGUUGAUGCAGGGGUUUUUGUCUCUCCUCCCAGACCAGUGUCUCCUGUCAGGCCCUCCACCCACACCCACACUCACACAGAAACAUUCAGGGAUAGGGACCAUGUCAACGUCAACACCCUUAACACCUCCAAUGUAGCAUCCGGGUCUUCCACCUUCAUCCGGGAGGAGCGAAUCACUGAGAAUUCAGCCACAGCUCCCAGGGUUCAUGUCCAGGACAAGUAUGUGAUUCCCAGUCAGACGAUGCUCAUACAGCAGCCAACCAUGUACUACGCUGCUACGCCCAUGUAUGUUGUCGAACAGAAGCCGCAAAUGGUGCUGGUGUCAGGCACCCAGCAGGCAUUGGGUCAUGUGGGCUCAGCUGGGCUUGGUCAGGGUCUGAUGCAGGUUGGUGGUAUCCAAAGUUCUCAGGGUGUGGUCCUUGUAGAUAGGCAAGUAGGAAUGGGAGGAGCCACAGGGCAUGUAGCACAAGGCCAUACUCGAGGAACAACAUCCAGGUCCAGAAAGGUACUGGUGGUAGAGAGCGGGUCUUCAGGUGGUGAGCAAGCUGCACACUUAGCGCAGGGCUAUAUUCAGACAGGAAAUGGAUCUGCAGAGCACGGUAUGGAGCUCAGAGGUCAAGGUAUGCAGGUUAAAAGUCAGACUUUUUCAUUGGGUUCUCUUGAUUCUAGCGGGUCUCAUGAAGACGUCCUUAUGGCGGCAACACCAAAGGUUCAAGGGAGCCAGAGAGUGGUUGUGCAACGUAAGAAGGUAUCAGUGACUGAGAGGAAUGUUGAAUCAAGUACAAGAGCGUAGUGCAACAUGUGAUGAGCAUAGAAAAGUUGUUUUCUAGUGAUAAAGCAACAUAUGUACGUAAGUAUAAAAAAGUACACUACAGAGUUUCAAAACCAACAUGUUGAUAAAGAUGGAAGGACUGUGAUAUACAGGGGCAGAAAAUGGAGAGAGUCUCGUCUGAAAAAGUGCAAUGCAACACAUAUUGUCUAGUGACUGCUUAUAGAGGUUAACACAUUGAAAGUUUACAGUACUAGUGAAACUUUUUAAUUGGGACAAAGCAACAGAUUUUUAGAGGCAGACUUCUGGAGUUACACCCCCAGCAGAAGGAAAAAAGAAUGAUCCUUCUGUGGUUCAAAAAUGAUCAGUUAGGUACCAAAUGUCAGUCCUUAAAGCAUUGUAAUUAUUUCAGGUACAUAAUAAGCAUGGAUCAAGGAUGGGAAAAGCCAAAGUAAACAUAUACGCAAUCAGUCCUUCCUACAGUGUUUAUCUGCCCAUCAACAGAAAUAAAAAACCUCUGACUACAUUUCCUAGAGAUGCUGGAAAAUGCAAAACACAAACAAGAAGGUAACCAUGUAGUGACAAGAUAAGAAGUAAGGUAGAUGAUUUACCAGGCUGGGGGGAAAGAAAGAGAGACUGUUCUGAUUGUAACGGAUAAGUACUAUUAUUAAACUCCUAAAAUGAUUCUCUUACUCUGUUAAAACCCUGUUUACUGCACUUCUUGUCCCUAAUCCCAGUUUCUUCCCUUAAGUCCUGUUAAAAUACAUGCGUACUCUAUUUAUACUGAGGGUCCUUGAUCUUGAAAUGCCCACAAUUGUUUUGCAAGUAAUUGAAGCAAAGCUAGAACAACGAUCUGUAGUCUACUAUAUUUUUCCAUGUUGGUGUUGAAUACUAGUAUAGGUGCUUUGUGCUGUGUUUUUUUUUUUUUUUUUGUAUUGAGUUGUGAUUCUAAGACCCUUGGGUUGCUUUGUUUUAUAUUUUAGCUCUAGCUAAGCUGCCCUGCAGACUCUUAGAUUGUUGAAACAAGUUAAACUGUAACUAAUUAGAAGCUGUUUUAUGGGUGGCCCCUGCUUCCUUGGAAACUGCUUGGAACGGAGAUAAAUGCUGUUUGUACUGUAAAACCAAUGAAAGGGCCCCUGUGCGGAAGAACCAAAGCCAAAGCCUUGGAAAGAUUUAGAGCACUGAGAAAGGAUUUAACUUGUUUUUAUCAGUAGACAAUAUAGUCAAUACACACCCUUAACCAAAUAAGAGCUUCAAGAUAGAGAACAAGAUUCUUUGCUAUAUUUUUGCACUCCUUUUAUUGUUUCUACUCUAUAUUUGUUGGUUUGUAAUUACUCAUUUUAAAUAAUCCAAGUGUUAAAUCCAAGUGCUGACAAAAAAUGAAAAUGCCGAAGAUGUAAAUAUAGAACGAUGCCCUUUUUAUACCAAUGUAAAUAAGUUUUAAUUACCAGAUAAACUGCAGAUACCUUGCUUUCCUUUUGUGCUUUCUUAAUGCUGGUAAGACAUAAUGAUAAUUUGAGUAGGUUGAUACUGAUGUUCUUGUCAUACAUGUGUUUUUUUUUUUCAGUAUGAACUGAUAGCAUAUAUUGCUUAAGAGCAGAAGGAUUGUGCACUAAAAUAUCAGUAUUUGCCAUGGUAAUGAUAAUGUUUUUUUUGUUUUGUUUUGCACCUGCUGAUAUAAUAAAAUCAAAUAUGAAAACACUG